AUGGCACUGAGAACAGCAUUUGAGAGUUCUUCUGAGGUUGGUGUAUUUACUAACUUGACAAAUUCAUACUGUUUAUUAGCUCAUGGAUCUUCAGCAGCUUUUACAUCAGUAUUUGAAGCUGAACUAAUGGAUCAUAUACCAAUCAUAAAUACCCUAAUUGGUGGUACAAGAUUAGUGGGACGUUGUACAGUUGGAAAUAGGCAUGGAUUACUAGUAUCAAAUAUGACAUCAGAUCAAGAACUGCAACAUCUAAGAAAUAGUUUGCCAGAUGAAAUAAAAGUCCAAAGAAUUGAGGAGCGAUUGAGUGCAUUGGGCAAUUGCAUAGCUUGUAAUGAUUAUGUAGCUCUGAUACAUGCUGAUAUGGAUAAAGAAUCUGAAGAAAUCAUUCAAGAUAUAUUAAAUGUAGAAGUGUUUCGAACUACAAUUGCCGGCCAUGUUUUAGUUGGAAGCUAUGCUAGGUUUACAAAUCAAGGUGGAAUAGUCCAUACAAUGACAUCUGAGGAAGAGAUGAAUGAAUUAUCUGCUUUAUUACAAGUCCCUGUAGCAUCUGGAACAGUUAACAGAGGUAGCGACGUAAUUAGUGCAGGAGUUGUUGUAAAUGACUGGGCUGGUUUUGUUGGGAUGGAAACCACAGCUACUGAAAUGGCAGUAAUUGAAAGAAUGUUUAAACUUGGAAUUAAUAGUAUGUUUGCUCAAAAUCAAUCCAGUGAUACUGAUAUGAAACUCCGAUGUUCUCUGAUAGACACUUUAGCAUAA
Molecule: messenger RNA, 756 nt
Organism: Cryptosporidium muris RN66
Lineage: Eukaryota; Apicomplexa; Conoidasida; Eucoccidiorida; Cryptosporidiidae
Product: eukaryotic translation initiation factor 6, putative
Exons: 1
Coding region: 1-756 (251 amino acids)
Biological process (GO): ribosomal subunit export from nucleus; maturation of 5.8S rRNA; assembly of large subunit precursor of preribosome
Cellular component (GO): nucleolus; preribosome, large subunit precursor; cytosol
Molecular function (GO): ribosomal large subunit binding
Source: RefSeq, a predicted model, not a curated record